AUGAACUUUGACCCUCUCCCUCCCGUGAGUGAUUUGCCUCAAAAUGUUCAAGCAAACAUACAGACUGAAUAUCACAAUCGCCGACCAGAACUCGAAAACAUCAUUACUAGACUACUUGAGAAGCCCUAUACAAUUGAUGUGGAACUAUGUGCUGCCUGGCCAUACGCUCGCAGAAACGGAAACUCGAACUUAGGCGUUGAAGUUUUCGAAUAUUUCGAGGGAUUCACGCUAGCGCUAGAGAGAUUUGUCAGCUGGUUCGGGGAGGCUGGAAAGCGCUGUUUCAAUGGUGUGGUUGUGCAACAAAAAAUAUGUCUCAAGCUCAAUCCUCUCCAUGGUCGAUUCGCGAGCCCGGUAUCCCAAUCUGUCGACGAUGGCAUCUAUUCCAUCCUCUUCCACCCAGACUGGUUUGGCAGAGCGCAAUGUGUGCCUCGCGACCACUUCACUGUCGAGGGCAUACAGUUAAUUAUCGACCGCCUACAAGUGCCUCUGAAUCUUCUGGGAAAUUCUUUCAACCUCUUUGCGCAGCGCUCUAUCAAUGUGAAGUAUGACACAAGGCUUGUAGAGGCUACGCGACGUCAUCUCAGUGAGCUUCUGGGAACAUCUGUGUUCCUGAACCCCAACUGGGGUGAGGUUUACAGUGUGCUGCAAGCAGCGAAAAUGCCUAUUACAACCAUUGAUCUCGGUGCAUGCGCUCUUGAACGUUUUACAGAGCUUUACGAACAGCUGAAGGAGCUCCCAGAAAUGCACCAUCCAGCUACAAGACAGCAGCUACAACAUCUCACUGGCUCCGCCACCGAAGUUCGUAUCCAAAUCUUGGAUCAGAAUAUAUCUGAAUUCAAUCCGGUGGUUCUGGAACCUGGAAUUAUGUGGAUUCAGUUCACUCCAGACGGAUUUUGCGAUGGAUUUUGUCAGACUGGGAGCAGCCUGCUGGAAUGCUUAACUUCUGCUGAAAUUAAUGUUGAAUAA
Molecule: messenger RNA, 966 nt
Organism: Mycena indigotica
Lineage: Eukaryota; Fungi; Basidiomycota; Agaricomycetes; Agaricales; Mycenaceae
Exons: 6
Coding region: 1-966 (321 amino acids)
Source: RefSeq, a predicted model, not a curated record